Messenger RNA from Piliocolobus tephrosceles (Ugandan red Colobus), 7312 nucleotides. RefSeq names its product WD repeat domain 26 (gene WDR26). Gene Ontology annotation, biological process: proteasome-mediated ubiquitin-dependent protein catabolic process. The transcript has 14 exons. The coding region runs from base 705 to 2642 and encodes 645 amino acids. The record is from RefSeq and is a predicted model, not a curated record. Gene Ontology annotation, molecular function: protein binding. NCBI's taxonomy places the organism in Eukaryota, Metazoa, Chordata, Mammalia, Primates, Cercopithecidae. Gene Ontology annotation, cellular component: GID complex.
GGACUCCAUUAGGCAGCAGCUGGGGGAAGAAUCAACACACCAGGGAGCAGAGCGCAGCGGACCCGAGGACAGAGGCGGCAGCUGCCUCCGCUGCCGCCCGCCGCCGCCGCCGCCGCCGCCGCAGCCACUGCCGGGGCUCAGCCCAGCAGCGGGUCCCGCGCCCCCGCAGCCGCCCCGCGGCGCCCGCAGGCGCGACCCCCGGGCCGCGCACCCCGAGCUGCCUCCGGGAGGGGGGGGGGGGAAGGGCCCGGGGCCCCCCUCCCCCCCCCCCUCCUCCUCCCCCUCCUCUCCCCCCCCCCCUCCUACCCUGACCCCCUCCCCGCCUCCCCGGCCCCCCUCACCCCGACCCUCUCCCCGGCCCCCGCCUCCCCUCCCCCGCCUCGCCCCACCGGCUUCCCACCACGGCCUCUCUCGGCGAGGAAACUCUGGCCUCCGCUUCCUCCUCCUCCGACUCGGACACCGGCGGAGCCUCCCCGCCCCCGCGGAAGAAACCCCGAGCCUCGGCGGCGGAGGGAGCAGGAGAGCCCGGGGCUUCGGCAGGCAGAGCAGGCCUCUCCCCUCCGUCCUCGUCGUCCUCGUCGUCGUCCUCCUCCUCCUCCUCCUCCGUGGUGGUAGUGGUGGGACUCCCCCCGGCUGCUGCCCCUCCCGCCGCCGCUGCUGUCCCCCACCGAAGUAGCGGCCACAGCCUGGUCAGCGGCAGCAUCAUGCAGGCCAACGGGGCAGGAGGAGGAGGAGGAGGUGGCGGCGGCGGCGGCGGAGGAGGAGGGGGCGGCGGGGGCCAGGGACAGACCCCGGAACUCGCCUGCCUGUCGGCUCAGAACGGGGAGUCGUCCCCCUCGUCGUCGUCGUCCGCGGGGGACCUGGCCCACGCCAAUGGGCUCCUGCCUUCCGCCCCCUCCGCCGCCAGCAACAAUAGCAACAGCCUGAAUGUCAAUAACGGGGUUCCCGGCGGGGCGGCCGCCGCAUCCUCAGCCACCGUUGCAGCUGCCUCCGCCACCACCGCCGCCUCCUCUUCCUUGGCCACCCCAGAACUGGGCAGCAGCCUCAAGAAGAAGAAGCGGCUCUCCCAGUCAGAUGAGGAUGUCAUUAGGCUAAUAGGACAGCACUUGAAUGGCUUAGGGCUCAACCAGACUGUUGAUCUCCUCAUGCAAGAGUCAGGAUGUCGUUUAGAACAUCCUUCUGCUACCAAAUUCCGAAAUCAUGUCAUGGAAGGAGACUGGGAUAAGGCAGAAAAUGACCUGAAUGAACUAAAGCCUUUAGUGCAUUCUCCUCAUGCUAUUGUGAGGAUGAAGUUUUUGCUGCUGCAGCAGAAGUACCUAGAAUACCUGGAGGAUGGCAAAGUCCUGGAGGCACUUCAAGUUCUACGCUGUGAAUUGACGCCGCUGAAAUACAAUACAGAGCGCAUUCAUGUUCUUAGUGGGUAUCUGAUGUGUAGCCAUGCAGAAGACCUACGUGCAAAAGCAGAAUGGGAAGGCAAAGGGACAGCUUCCCGAUCUAAACUAUUGGACAAACUUCAGACGUAUUUACCACCAUCAGUGAUGCUUCCCCCACGGCGUUUACAGACUCUCCUGCGGCAGGCGGUGGAACUACAAAGGGAUCGGUGCCUAUAUCACAAUACCAAACUUGAUAAUAAUCUAGAUUCUGUGUCUCUGCUUAUAGAUCAUGUUUGUAGUAGGAGGCAGUUCCCAUGUUAUACGCAGCAGAUACUUACAGAGCAUUGUAAUGAAGUGUGGUUCUGUAAAUUCUCUAAUGAUGGCACUAAACUAGCAACAGGAUCAAAAGAUACAACAGUUAUCAUAUGGCAAGUUGAUCCGGACACACACCUGCUAAAACUGCUUAAAACAUUAGAAGGACAUGCUUAUGGCGUUUCUUAUAUUGCAUGGAGUCCAGAUGACAACUAUCUUGUUGCUUGUGGCCCAGAUGACUGCUCUGAGCUUUGGCUUUGGAAUGUACAAACAGGAGAACUAAGGACAAAAAUGAGCCAGUCUCAUGAAGACAGUUUGACGAGUGUGGCUUGGAAUCCAGAUGGGAAGCGCUUUGUGACUGGAGGUCAGCGUGGGCAGUUCUAUCAGUGUGAUUUAGAUGGUAAUCUCCUUGACUCCUGGGAAGGGGUAAGAGUGCAAUGCCUUUGGUGCUUGAGUGACGGGAAGACUGUUCUGGCAUCAGAUACACACCAGCGAAUUCGGGGCUAUAACUUCGAGGACCUUACAGAUAGGAACAUAGUACAAGAAGAUCAUCCUAUUAUGUCUUUUACUAUUUCAAAAAAUGGCCGAUUAGCUUUGUUAAAUGUAGCAACUCAGGGAGUUCAUUUAUGGGACUUGCAAGACAGAGUUUUAGUAAGAAAGUAUCAAGGUGUUACACAAGGGUUUUAUACAAUUCAUUCGUGUUUUGGAGGCCAUAAUGAAGAUUUCAUCGCUAGUGGCAGUGAAGAUCACAAGGUUUACAUCUGGCACAAACGUAGUGAACUGCCAAUUGCGGAGCUGACAGGGCACACACGUACAGUAAACUGUGUGAGCUGGAACCCACAGAUUCCAUCCAUGAUGGCCAGCGCCUCAGAUGAUGGCACUGUUAGAAUAUGGGGACCAGCACCUUUUAUAGACCACCAGAAUAUUGAAGAGGAAUGCAGUAGCAUGGAUAGUUGAUGGCGAAUUUGGAGCAGACGACUUCUGUUUAACUUAAAAUUAGUCGUAUUUUAAUGGCUUGGGAUUUGGUGCAAACAAACAUGAUUGAUAGCUGGACAGACAUGCUCGUCAUGAAAAAAGAACCAUUUCUGAAGCCCGAUUGGGGCCAAACAUUUACACCUUGCUUCAUAGUAACCAGUUGAGAUGAAGCACGUCGUUAGAACGUUGUUGGACACCAUGUUGAAUUAUCCCCCCAUCGGUUGUGAAGAACUGUGCUACAUUCAGGCUUACCCAUUGAACUCAGUAUAUAUAUUUUUUUCCUUCCUGUCUUUUGUCUGGCAGGAUACCAUUCUUGUUGCUCUUCUGUGUAAUGAAGUUUAAAUGCUUGUUUGGAAAACUUUAUUUAACAGUUUAGAAGGCUUGAUAGAAAGAGUGCAUUAGUCUGAAGAGUAUACAUUGGAUAGGAAAGAAUUUCCUUCUUUUGUUUCUCCAAAUCUUUCCGCCUUAUUUAGCUUGAGAUCUUUGCAGCUUGGUUCAUGGAUUCUAGCCUUGCCCGUUGCGCAGUAUAUACUGAUCCAGAUGAUAAACCAGUGAACUAUGUCAAAAGCACUCUCAAUAUUACAUUUGACAAAAAGUUUUGUACUUUUCACAUAGCUUGUUGCCCCGUAAAAGGGUUAACAGCACAAUUUUUUAAAAAUAAAUUAAGAAGUAUUUAUAGGAUUAAAGUGACUUCAUUUGUAUACAUGUGGAAUCUAAACCAGCUUAAAAACAGUUUCCUCAAUGACUUAGAUACGCAGUAUAACUGAAGCUCUUCUGGAAUACCACAUGAGACAUGGUCAGAAACAGUGCUUGGAAGGACAUUACACAGGAAAUUCAGAGUAAUGCUUUGAAGAUUUCCCCCCUUUUGUUUUAUUCCUGAAGGAACAUCAGUACCCAAUCUUGAAGAAAUUCAAGAUUCAAAAAGAAUUUUAAAUACACCAACAUGAGAGAUCAGUAGUCAGUUGGUUUUCAGUAAAGCUUGUUCCAAGUUGUUCUCAACUUAGGAAGUAAUUUUGGUGUGAUGUAGCAAAAGAGUAGAAAUCAACAGAUAUAACCACUUUGGGAGUUUAUAGUAUAAUUGAAAUUAUUAGAAGAAUUCAGGUUACAGACAAACUGGGAUUAAAACCUCAUAGUCAUUUCUCUUAACUGCCCUUAAUAUUUUGACAUAUUAGGGAUACAUAAAUUUAAAGAAUAUUUCUUCUCAGUUUUUUCAGAUAUUGCCAUACUGAACCUCAUUCUAAAAUGGUGCUGUGGAUAGUCUUUCCCUCUCCCCUCCUGUUUAAGGAAAGGUUUCCUUCGUGGAAAAGCACUUUUAAUUUUGAGAAUUUCACAUUUAAAGUAAGCCAAAAGCCUGAUGUUCACAUUGUGCUUUCAAACUCCGUAACAGCUGAAUACAAUAUAACAUAGUCUCCCUUGAAAUUCCCUCCCUUUUUCAGUAGAGGAUAAAUAGGGUGAUCCCAGCUGUUGGAAAGAGAAUGGGGAUACCCCCAAAAUAAGAUUCUGGUGAAGAAAAAAUCUUGAACUAAGUUCCCCUUUAGGCAUAGCCAAGUCUAUAAUAUAAUCAUGACCAUGAAUAGACUCCUCCAGGAUCCACAAAGAGAGAGGACUUGGAUGUCAAAAAUUCUUCCAUUGUGGGGUAGGUGGUUGGGGAUGGGAGAAAGGGAAAAGUCAGGGAAAGGGAGAAGAAAGAAAAACACAUUUGGCCUUAAAAUAGCAUGCAUUCUCCCAGAAGCCCGUAGUAAAGAAAAUGACAGAUCGUGGUCAGCAGACUCUUAUCAAAUUGGUAUGUAAAAGAUUUCUUCAAGCUCCAUUUUGCAGAGACCACCACUUAGAGAAUCCAAAAAUUUCUGUUUUGAUACUUCUGAGUUAAAAUAUAUGUUACAGUUUAUCUGGUACUUCAUUUUUCUUAACAAAUUAUUUUUACUUUAAGCUUGAAUAAAAAUCUUCAUUGGUAACUGUAUGUAAUUAAGUGGCAACUUCUCUUUACCUCAGUAUAGUUAAAAACCAUUCAUAUUUUAAGUGAUUCAUGUAUACCCUGAAGCCGUUAAUACACCCCAGUCUCUACAGUAACAUCACUAAAUGUGGGCAUAGAAACUCCACAGCUGUUUACAAAUUUGGUUACAGUGUGCUAUGGUGCAUUUGUAACACUCACUGAGAUUUGUGCCCAUUCAGGGGCAAUUUGGCACUCAGAUUCUACUUUACUUCACCUAACCACCCCUAGAUCUGAGUUUUCAGAGUGCUUCUGAAGUAUAGUUAAAAAACACUUUUUAAAAAGUGGAGUAAAAGUGAGGCACAUUUUACAAGAAUAUAACUCCUAUUAAAACGGAGUAACAACUAUGCAAAGGUUUCUAUAGCAGCUAGGUGAGUUUGUUUUCCGGGUCUGUCUUAACUGGCAGCUUCCUGUAUAUACUGGUACUUUGCUGUGCCAAUUUGCUGUAAACGUCCGUUUCAUACAUUUGCCAUGCAGUGACUGUGCUAGAAAGGUGAAAUAAAUGGUAAAGAAGCCUAGAAUUUUAUGGUGUAAGAAACUGAUCACAGGAUUUUCUAAUCCAUAGCUAUUAAUUGAAAACUUCUGAUAGUGCUGUAGGCUCUGUAGUAGGCUUAAGAGUGAGUCUCAUACUAUGAAACCAGCCACAGGAUACUAACAAAUGUAUAAAUUGAAAAGUACCAAUACUUUUUGCACAUAGAUCAAAAUAGAGUGGAGAAUUUGGGCUCCAAAAAUCAGGUUAGUAGGCUCAUUUCCAUGUGCUUAAAAAUGUUUCUGUUGUUAUGCACUGAUUAAGGGCUAGAGCAAAUAUUAAAUGUCUUUUUCCUCCAAAUAAUUGGUCAUUAAUGAUAAAAUGUUGUACUUGGGGCUUACUGAGAUUAGUAUGUGGGUAGUAAAGAAUUGGAGUGGGAGUUAAUGGGGAGGGAUGACAAAGCUUCCGCUUUGGUUUUUGUAUUUUAUUAGUCUUCAUAACAGCUACAUUUCUGUUGCUCUUAUUGGCCAGAUAAAUGUGUUACAUUAAACCAGGUAAGUAUUUUAAACAGAGAACAUUUUAUUUGCAUAUAUCCCUACAAAUUGGCCCAUUUUGGGGGGGGGGGGGGGGGGGGGAUUCCCUAACUUUAAAUAAUUAGAAUAUCCUGCAAUUGAAAGGAGAAAAAAAUCCAAUUUUGGCAGUAUUUUCUUAGUCUGAAAGAAGCAGAAGUAGUAAUAUGGUGAAUUUUAUUAUUAGGAGUGUUCUGCCUCUAGAGUGGCAUUCCAUGACAUUAAUAGAAAAUCCUUCUUUCCCACCCCUCCCCAUCCUGAAAUUUUCUUUUUUAGGAUGUUGGUUCCUGCAAACAAGAACUGACCCUAUCACCUCUGCCUCACAGUGGGUAAAUAUAUCGUACAUCUCUUGAAAGGGAAAAUAUCCAUGUCAGUUUCUUUCACAGUAGAAGAAUGGCUGCUUUUGAAUGGGGAGGAAAGAAGACAUUUUUCUUAAUAUCCUUUUUGUCCCAUCUCUAAAAUGUAUAUUUUGAUUUGGUUUUACUUUAAUUUCUCAUUUACAAUUUAGCAACUCUCCUUUAGGUUGCUCUCCAACACAUUACUUCCAUUUCAGAAACCAUAUCUGAUUUAACAUAAACUGCUAACUUAAGAAGAGGUGAAUUUGCAUUUACACUUAGACACUUUCUAAAAACAGGGUGAACUUAAUUGAAAUUUUUCAGUGUUGUUAAGCUAUUGUUACAGUAGCUGCCCUAUAGUUACAAAAAUAAAAACUAUAAAAACCCAUCCCCUAUCUACUUAAUCCAGAUAGCCUGGAUUUAACAAAACUAAUAGUAUAAAAAUGUGUGUGUGUGUGCUGUGUGUGUGUGAGAGAGAGUACUUGAUUCAUUAAAAAGUCCUGGAAACAGCUGUUCUAGGAUCUUGUCAUUUUUACUAAAAGUCUCAUGCACAUGUGAAGUGCCCUCUGAGUUUAAGGUUUGGUUAAUACUGGUAUAUUUUUAUAAGAUUGAAAUUGUGUCCCCAUCUUUAACCUAAACAUUUUCGUUAUCAGGGUCAAUGUGCUAGAACUGAAUUGUAACAUUUUUAGGCACAGAUGGAAAAAAUGUUAUUGGCUCCUUGAAAAUGUGUGUGUGUGGCGAGGGGAAUAGAUCCACAAAAGCAUGUAUGUACUUACAAACCAAGCUGUAGAGAUCAAGAAAAGAACUUAAGUGUUGAUCUCAAGAUAUCUAAAUUGUCAAGAUUUACAUGGCAUUGUGGUGGAACUAGUUAACACUUAGAGCUUUUGGUAUGUAAUAACUAUUUGCUAUGGACUGAUUAAAUGUUUCAAAAGAUUGUGUUCUUCAAUUUUGGUGGGUUUUGAAUUUUGUUUUUUUUAACUGCCUCUCAGAUUAUAUUUAGUUAGUUUAAAUUUCUUUGCUUUAUUCAUUAAAGUAUAAAAACUUCAGGUCUCUGAUAUUUAUUUUCACUUGUUUACUAAUUAUUUACAAAACACCCUUUGUUGACUUUUAUUUUAUAAAUGUGUAGUGUAUUAAACGUCUUUAAAUUUUUUUUCAAUUGAAACUACAUUAACUUUGAUUUGCUUUACUGAGAUUUUUUUAAAUACACCUUUUCCAUGUCAGUGUGCAGCACUUAACCAGUCGUUUGUAUUCCCUUUCUUUCAAUUCAAUAAACAGAAUGAAUACCUAAA